GGGGGGGGGGGGCUGCAGACCCCACCCGGGCGAGCGAGCGGCAGCUUUGGUGCUUUCGCCGCCUCGGUCGGCGGGCAGGAAGCGCGGCCCCUUUAAGGGAGCAGAGCGCAGCUCCUCCAACCCGAGCCGCCGCCGCCGCGCAGGGAUGCAGAUGCUGCAGCAGCAGGAGGAGGAGGAGGACCAGGGACCAGCCGCGGGGCUGGAGCAGCAGAGGGUCCCCGGAGGAGCCCGACCCAGGAGCCGGGAGGCUGCCGCUGCCGCGGGAACCCGCCGCUACUGCCCGCCUCCGCGCGCGCCUGAGUGCAGCGCCCGCGCCGCCGCCGCCGCCUUCCUCGCCCCCGCCCGCGCCCCCUCCUCGCUCCAGGCCGCCGCCGGGCUCCGCCGCCGGCCCCUGCGCUGAAUCGGGGGGCGCCGCCGGCCCAGCAUGCGGCGGCUGCGGCGCCUGGUGCCGCUGGUGCUCCUCUGCCCGCUCUCCAAGGGCCUGCAGGGCCGCCUCCCCGGGAUCAAGGUGAAGUACCUCUUCCUUGCCUGGCUGAGCAUCUUCGUGGGCAGCUGGAUGAUCUACAUCCAUUACUCCUCCUACUCGGAGCUCUGCAGAGGACACGUCUGCCAAAUGAUCAUUUGUGACCAGUAUAAUAAAGGAAUCAUCUCUGGGUCUGCCUGUAAAGACCUGUGUGCGGAACACACGCUCCUGUUCCAGCAGUGCCUCUCGUCUUCUCCCACCCACCAGGUCUACAGCGGGAUCUGGAAGGAGAAGGAAGUGAUUAUCAAGUGUGGCAUCGAAGAGUCCUUUAAGGGCGAUGGGAACCCAGACUCGAUGCCCAGGAGGGACGUGGUCCUCUUUGACAAGCCGACCCGGGGGACGUCGAUGGACGAGUUCAGAGAGAUGCUGCUGAGUUUCUUGAAGUCAAACCUGGGCGACCAGACCUCCCUUGUGAACUUGGUGAACAAAAUCAUCGCAAUGGCCGAUGUCAGUCAAGAUGGGAAACUGUCCCUGGCAGAGGCGAAGUCCAUCUGGGCGCUGCUGCAGCAGAAUGACUUUCUGCUGACGAUGUCCUUGCACGAGAAGGAGCACACGUCCAAGCUGCUAGGACAUUGUGGGGAUCUGUACAUCACCGAGAAGAUCCCCCACACCUCCCUCUACACGACGGACGUCCCCCGGUUCCUGCAGCCGCUGCUGCCUUCCGCCAUCCACAGAGUGAUCCACCAGUGGCUCUCUCCGGCCUGGCCGCGGCGGGCCAAAAUCGCCAUCGGCCUCUUGGAAUUUGUGGAGGAGAUAUUCCACGGCACCUACGGGAACUUCUACAUCUGCGAGACCGCCUUCAAGAACGUGGGCUACAAUGACAAGUUCGACUUCAAGAUGGUGGACCUGAGGAAGGUGGCGACCGCGAUGACCAUCCGGGGCUUCCUCAAGGGCCGCCACUGUGAGCAGAACGCGGACUGCACCUAUGGGGAGGACUGUGUGGCCGCGUGCGACAAGCUCAUGAAGCAGUGCAAGAGCGAGGUGGUCCAGCCCAACCUGGCCAAGGUCUGUGAGCUCCUGCAGGAGUACCUGCUGCACGGGGCGCCGGCCGACCUGAGAGAGGAGCUGCGCAAGCAACUGAAGACAUGCACCACCCUCAGCGGGCUGGCCAGCCAGAUGGAAGUGCAUCAUUCCCUCGUGCUGAACAGCCUCAAGACUCUGUUGUGGAAGAAGAUCUCCAAUACCAGAUAUUCCUAGAGAUACCGUUGGGGACGGGGAAGCUGCAGAGUUAAGAUAGCCUGGUGGGCGAAAGCUGGCGGGAGCAGCGGGCGUUCACCUCAUCCCAUUCUCCCCACUUGGCAAGACGAGCCUGUGAGAGCAGCGCAGAAGAGGAGGAGCGUGGCUGGCAGGGAGCACACCCACCGAGGCGUGCAAGCAAGAGGGAGAGAUUCCGGCACCAGGGAAUGGGGUGAGCGGGGAGGCCAGGUGCCUUCCUCUUUCCGGGGGACAGUCAGCAGAGCAGGGAGGGCCAGAUGCCCCGUGGAGGGAGCGGGACACGCUUUCUGGUGUAAACAAACAGGGUUUCUCUCCUUGGUCCUCUGUUGCUUUGAGUGCAUCUGUCUGGAUCGAUCCAGCAGUGAAGAGACCCCCGCUGCAUUUCAGAGCAGCUAACUUGCUAACUCUUCUCAUGUCCCCAAGAUGCCCAUUCCACGGGGGUCUUGCAGAAUCCUCCUUUUCCUGCAGAAUGCAGCUUGGCUCAUGCGGGUGAGCCGUCUGGGGCUCUUUGCUCGGCUUCUCCCUCGCGGAGAUGGGCUGAGGGCUGCUGCUGGUGCUCUCUUCCAUCUCCAAGCUCACGGAGGCUUGUAUCUAACACCUUUUUGCUUAUGGACCAGAAAGUGAAAGAGAGACGCACACAUGAAUCGUGCAAAAGGUCUCACUAGGAUUGCGAACAAUUUCCUCUCGCUGAUGUUGCCAGGAAAUCCAACCAGAACUACACAAAUGGGGUAAAGGUAAAGUGUGCCGUCGAGUCGCUCUCGACUCCUGGUGCCCACAGAGCCUCGUGGUUGUCUUUGGUAGAAUCCAGGAGGGGUUUCCCAUGGCCUCCUCCUGGACAGUCUGAGAUGAUGCCUUUCAGCACCUUCCUAUCUCGCUGCUGCCCGAUAUAGUACCAGCAGGGAUUUGAACUGGCAACCUUCUGCUUGUUAGUUGUUUAUUUUUGAAUGGUUCUGCUUUCAGGAUUCAGAUGUUCAACAAUGUGUGGGGUUUUAAAGCAACCAACAUAUACUGUAAA
Messenger RNA from Hemicordylus capensis (graceful crag lizard), 2753 nucleotides. RefSeq names its product divergent protein kinase domain 1B (gene DIPK1B). The coding region runs from base 425 to 1720 and encodes 431 amino acids. Lineage: Eukaryota; Metazoa; Chordata; Lepidosauria; Squamata; Cordylidae. The record is from RefSeq and is a predicted model, not a curated record. The transcript has 5 exons.